Osmerus eperlanus (European smelt) is the source of this 4257-nucleotide messenger RNA. RefSeq names its product melanoma cell adhesion molecule b (gene mcamb). The coding region runs from base 215 to 2107 and encodes 630 amino acids. Lineage: Eukaryota; Metazoa; Chordata; Actinopteri; Osmeriformes; Osmeridae. The record is from RefSeq and is a predicted model, not a curated record. The transcript has 17 exons.
CUCCCUCCCGGUCGGUCCGGUGCGUCGCGAAGUCCUCCUACAAGCCGAUCCUCUCUGCCAGCUUCACAUCAUUGUCUUGCCUCCCUUGUGCUGCUUUUUUAUCUUGGACUUGUAGUUAGACAGAUUCACCAUUUCAAUCUCUCUCUCACAAACUCUCCUACUCUUUCAUACAAACUCGCACGCUCGGUCCCAGAGGACACCGGCUAGGAGCGACAUGGCUUUACGGAAGAAUACCUCUCUGUUUACCGGACUUUUCAUCCUCGCUCUAAGCUGGAGAGUGCGGGGCAAGAUGGAGGUUAAAAUGGAGGACAGAGUGGAGGUCCUCCUGAAAGACACGGCUCAGAUCUCCUGUGUGUUCACGUCGGAGGAGGGCACGGGGGGCACGAUGAUCCACUGGUACAUGAUGCUGGGCGAGGAGAGAAAGAGGAUCUUCUACUGGGACAGCGCCGUGGAGGGGAUGGAGCGGGACACGCCGCUGUACGGCCGCAUGAACGUGAGCAGGACGGGGGUGAGCGGCGAGGUGGAGGUGGUGCUGACCAUCAGAGACGUGCAGCUGGGGGACGAGGCGGACUACAUCUGUGAGGUCAUGAGUCUGACGGACGGCAGCGACGCCGGACACACUCGCCUCCGAGUCUUCGCAACACCUGAGUUUCCUUCAAUUGAAAAAGAGCAAACUGGGAUAUCUGUGACCAAAGAGGAUCCCUCCAAGAUAGGAAGCUGUGAAGUGAGGAACGGCUACCCAAAACCUAACAUUACAUGGUACCGCGACCAGACCCCCCUACAGAACACACCUGGUGAGGUGAUCAUUGUGACCAAGAACACGGUGGAGUCCAGUAGGCUGGUGACGGUGCACAGUGAGCUGCAGCUGAAGGUGACCAAGAGUGACAAGGACGCCUCCUUCUACUGUGAGGUCAGCUACCUUGUACCUGGGGGAACCCGGAUGACUGAGAGCGCGCUCAUCAACAUCACCGUCCACUACCCCUCCACAGCAGUCAAUAUGUGGGUGGAGUCUCCCACGGGAACUAUCAUACAAGGUGACACUGUGGAAAUCCAUUGCCAGGGUAAUGGGUACCCCCAACCACCCAUAACCUUCUUUCAUAACAAGAAGGAGCUGAAAAGUCUAACCCCAUUGGUUCUGCCUGACGUGACGAGGCUACACAACGGCAACUACUCGUGCCUGUCGUUUGAUCUGGAAACGUUUGAGGAGAUGGCCAGCCAGCUGGAGCUGUUCGUCAACUUUCUAGACCCUGCUGUGCUAGACCCUAAGGACACCACUGUAGUGCAGACGGGUGAUGCUGUGUCUGUGACCUGUAACGCCCUCUCCACCCUCCCUACACACACUGUCUGGUUCAAGAAUGGAGAGCAGGUAGCAGAAGGGCACGUGUUGAAGCUGGAGGCAGAGUUGGACACCAGUGGCACGUACGUGUGUGUGGUGACCGUGCCUACCCUGGAGCGACUGGAGACCAGCGGAGCGAUACGUGUCUAUGUCCAGGGCCCCCCGGUCAUCAGCGAGACAGAAGAGACAGAGACUCUUCUGGAGGAGCGCAUGGACGCGUCAGUCACCCUCAGCUGCCACGCCAAGGGCUACCCAACCCCCACCCUGACCUGGACCGCCUCCGACUCCCAGGUUCUCAAGGGGGUGAGCCACAACCAGACUGAGGAGGAGGUGACCAGCAUGAUCAGUGUCAAGGUGACCUCUGACCUCACUGUCCACUGCCACGCUGCCAGCGUCCAGGGCAACGACAGCAAGGUCUUCAGGAUCAAAGCCAUUCUGCAAACUACCCCCCCAGCGCCCCCCACCACGACCAUCACCACCACAGCCUCAUCAAUUACAGGUCUCCCUAAGAAGAAUGCCAAAAAAGAGGGCAAUGGAGUGAUCAUCGCCGUCAUCAUCAUCUGCCUGCUGCUGCUCGCCAUCCUGGGGAGCGUUCUCUACUUCCUGUAUAAGAAGGGCAAGAUUCCCUAUGGGCGGUCUGGGAAACAGGACCUCACCAAGGAGAAGUCCACUAAGAACAGCAUCGUGGUGGAGAUGAAGAGUGAAAACAAUGAGGAAGCGGUCCUUCUCCAGGGGGUCAACGGAGAGAAGAAACUCCCUAACGACCAGUAAAAUGCUCAGAAGUUUGUGGAGGUGAGAAAGACGAGGGAUGUGGAUGAAGACGAUGUCAGCCGGCCCUGCUCCCCCCCAGCCUCCCAGGGGAGGCGCCCUGAUGCCUUGAAACGACUUUCUCCUCCUCCUCCAAAGCCUCCUCCUUCAACUCCUCCUCCUCCAAUGUCUUCCUCCUCCUCUAUCUGCCUUACCAACCAUCCCCCUCUCCUCAUCCACCUUUAUACUGCUGGCUCUUCUCCUCUCCUUUCAUGUCCUUCCCUCCUCUCCUCUCCUCUCCUGUCCUCUCCUCCUGUCCUACAUCACAUCCUUCCUCUCCUUCUUUCAUCCCCCCUCCGUUCCUCUCCUCCUCCUAUAUUCCCUCCUUACCCCCACCCUCCACAGAGCACAAACAGACACACAGGACUGUUUAUAUCUUCCUCCCAACGCCAUCUCAGGCAUCCAAUCACAGAAGAGCAUUCUUCGACUACUCCCGAUAUGAAGUGUAUAUAUUAUAUUCUGUGUAUAUAUUUCUGUAUUUAAAAUAACCGGACAAAAAUGCCUAAAAACCACAUGGCCAGGAGAUGUUCUGUUAUGUUUUAGCGCUUGAUGAGAGGAGAAAUGCAUGUGUGUGUGUGUGUGUGAGCCCAGUUACGUACUCUGUCUUCCCUUGGCUGUCUUCUCUACGGCUUAGCUUUAGUCUGUACACUGUAAACACAGCUGAGCAGGAUCUGAGUCUGGGUCUGGGGCUCCUCCACCUCCUCCAGCUGGUAGAGGUCUCUAUCACGGACCUUCCACCUCCAGGGGUCUGGGUAGAGGUCUCUAUCACGGACCUUCCACCUCCUUCCCCAGCCCCGGCCCGACCCCAGCCCCAGCUGAGCUCUCAGCCUGAACCUGAGGUCCAUGAUCAUGUGGACAGGGUCUGGUAGUGGCCGAGCCAGUAGAAUCAGGAAAUACAUUUUGAUUUUCAAUUAAUCUAUCUUAGUUUAUAACUGUAGCGCUUUCUUUACUGUAACCAUAUAUACUAACCCUAAUUCUGACCACCUGGCGAUUGGCGGAUAGGAUGCUGUCCAACCUGCAGCCUUCUUCCUGUUGUUGUUGGUGAACAGCUCUGAUUGGAUAAGAGCUGUGAUUCUCCACAGGUGUAUGUUCAUUCAUCAGACAGAUCUCACACAUCAGCCUGUCCUUCUAGAAUCUUCUUCCAUCUCACCUGUAUGCUUUUAUCACCUAUCAACAUGUUCAGUGCACUGAUACUUUUUAUGUAGUGACCGGUUAUUGAAGUGUUUUGUUUUUUUCACUGUGAGUCUGAUUUGGGGCAUAGGAAUGUUUGUAUGAUACGUGAAAUGUACUAGCUGUUUUUAAGAAGAUUAGGUCCAGACAGCAGUUCCUGGCUUUUGUGUUAUAUGUCAUAUGUGACUACUAACGGUGGUUACAGGAGACUGUGGCCGUUUAUCAAUCCACAUUUUUUUUUCUGUUCUUGUGAAAUCAUUUGAUGUCUUUCAUGGCCAAGUACUGUUCCAAUCCAAAGAACGCAAUUGACCAAUAAUGCAAAAAAUGUGCAGAGGUGUUCUUGAUCUGCCCUUUUAUCGAGGAUGCAUGGGGUUGGUGUCAGUGGGAAUGCAUCUGAUUUCCCAGAAGUCUUUGCAUUGCAUUCUCCAUCCUCGCAAUCUUGCAAGACCCUUCUCGUCAAGAACAUUCUCCUCAAGAACAAAAGUAUGUUCUUGGCGUUUUUCGGAUUGAUAAACCGCCUGUGUCUUUGAUGACCAGCUCAGGUUUGAGCUUCCUGUCUGUGGAGGGCUGGGGCUAGAUCGCCCUCUCCUGGCCAUGUCACACUCAGUCCCAGAAGCCAAGUGCCUCUCACUAAUUACAGUUAAAGGGAUAGUCCACUCUAAAUUGAUUGUUCAAGGACAAGGGGGGGGGGGGGGGGGAAACAAAGUGCACAUGAUGUUAAAUAGAAGCACAAUAUUAAAUCCACAAGUUAAAUAUUUGAUGUGCAGGAGAGAUACGAUCGCGUGUACUCUCCUGACAACUGCAGUUUUUUGGGGUAUUUAUGAAAAGAUUUGAGAAACUAUUUAGAACGGACUCUCUCUUUAACGACAAUCCAGGUUAAGACUGCUGUGUCAUGUUUGGUUCACUGACAAUUUGAGAACAAAUUAAGGAAGUUAUGACAAUCA